Molecule: messenger RNA, 1717 nt
Organism: Oryza sativa Japonica Group (Japanese rice)
Lineage: Eukaryota; Viridiplantae; Streptophyta; Magnoliopsida; Poales; Poaceae
Molecular function (GO): protein binding
Source: RefSeq, a predicted model, not a curated record
GAAGCACAAAUAAGCUAAUCCAGUUUAGUUAACUAAUUAAUUCCCUAAAAUGCUAACCGCGCUGACUAGACCAGCAGUCCAGCACACAACACUAGGCUGUCAACGACUUGGAGCGCGCGGCACGCAUAGCUGGGAAAAAUACUCUCGUGUCUCCUCUACUUCAGCGCGCGCGGGACAGCAACCGCAAGGGACGAAGAACACAGAGAGGCAGCAUGCCACCAUCCCCUCCCAUGGCGACGACGGAGCGGCGGCGGCGGUGCGGCCAACGUCAGCGCAGGGACAAGCACAAGAGGGGCUCGUCGAUGAAGGUGGCCGGGGCCGGGGACGGAGCAGCGGCGGUGAUGACGACCGUCGAGGACGUCCCCGACCACCUCCUCGAGGUCAUCCUCCUGCGGCUGGACUCCUCCGUCUCCCUCCUCCGCGCGGCGGCCGCGUGCACGCGGUGGCGCCGCGUCGUCGCGGACGCCGGCUUCCUCCGCUCCUUCCGCUCGCUCCAUGGGGCGCGCCACGUCGCCGGGCGGUACCACACCGUCGACCCUAGCUUCGGGUGGCCACCGUCGGCAGGUGGCAGCUCUGUCGUCUUUGUGCCGUCGUCGCCGCCGGUGAUCGGCGUGGCAAGCCGCUUCUUCUCCCUUGACUUCCUCCCGGACUACGACGACGGCAACUCAUGGUCAUGGGAGCUUGUGGACAGUCGAGGCGGCCUCCUCCUCUUCUCCAAGAAGAGAAAAUCCACCGGUAGGUGGGCUGCAAUGGCGGACGCCCGCGGCUUCAGCUUCCCUGACCUCGUCGUCUGCGAGCCGCUGACACGGCGAUACCAGGGGAUUGCCUCUGCGGUAUACUUCAGAAGACACCCAUGCCUCGGAGUCUUCCUGCUCGACGGCGACGCGGCCGACGCCGACGACACAGGAGGCGGCGGCAUCGGCAUGUCCAAUUUCAGAGUUGUCGCCGCUCUCCACGACCGCACAUGGCAGCACGACGGUGCCGUGCCAUUGGCGUGCGUGUUCACCUCCGGAAGCGACGGCGGGUGGCGCGUACUGCAGAGCGCCGCCGCCGCCGCCGUCGACCUGCCGGAACGAUUCGAUUUCAUCAACUUCGCAGGCCGUGCCGGCGGCUGUCUCUACUGGGGAAUCGACGGCGAAGACGGCGCCAUGCUCGUCCUCGACGUGGCCACCAUGCGAUUCUCGAUCGACAUGUUCCCGGAGACCAUCCGGGCGUCGUACGACAAAUGGACCUUCCGGGUCAUCGACGGCGGCUACGCUCUCCGCGUCGUCCGCGUGAUGCGCAACGACCUCAAGGUGUUCGCGCAGCUCGCCGGCAGCGGCGAGUGGGUGGUGGAGAGGCUAGUGAGCCUGCCGGAGGCCACACGCGAGCUGCCGGGGCGCAGGGAGACGUACUUCCGGCAAGAAGCCAAGAUCGUCGCGGCGAACGCGGCGUACGUCCUCCUGACGCCGCAGGAGAAGAAGAGGUGGCUCUUCUCCGUGGAGCUCGAGACGGGGAAGGUGGAGCGCCGCCAUGAGAGGAACAGGUACGCCGGAGCGGCUUACUCGUACGAGCUGCCUUGGCCGCCGGCGUUGCAGGCUUGUGCGGAUUACGGUGGUGGGAGACGGCGACGCCGUUGAGCUGUGUAAAAUUAUACUCCCUUUCUACUCGUAAAGGAAAUCUUUUAGGACAAUAUUUAAGUCAAACAUUGGAAAUAUAAAUCAUGAAUAACUCUUAA